AAGAUAGAUCAAUACAAAAGAGACAUCUUUGGGUUUUCUAAAUCCUAGUCACGUCGCAGUUCUAAGGGCACAUUGUACCUGCCGGUCACACUGACACGUCUUCGCCCUGCGGGGCACUGCCCGUGUCACUGCAACAUGUGCCGUAACACCACUGUGAGCAGCCUAUAGCUCACAGCCUUCCAACUCUCAUCCUUACAAACCUCAUCAACGCCAUCGCGAUGGAUGGUCUAACGCAACUCCUAGGUCGCGGCGAACCUGUUGAGAUCGUGGAGCUGGAUAAAUCGGGAAAUGUUUCGCGAACCUGGAAUCAUACCGUCGACAACCAUGUCGUUGCCAAGUCGAAGCCUAGUAUCCCACUCAUUCCCUCUCUUCGCGAGGCCUUCAUGCCAGUCGGAUACCCUCACUCUGUGUCAUCCGACUACCUGAACUACCAAUUCUUCGACUCCCUUCAAGCUUUCUUCUCAACCAUCACUUCCCUCCUUGCAAACCGAGCUCUCCUCCAAGGUCUCGGCGUCGGAGAUGCCAACUCGUCCGCCACCUUCGCGAUGCUGCUCACAGUCCUCAAGGACGCCAUGUCUCGCAUCGCCACUAUUGUAUUUGCCCACCAAUUCGGUCUUCGUAUUGAACCCGACGCCAAGCGCUUCCGCUUCCUGGCCGAUCUUUUCAACGACACUGCCUUCUUUCUGGAGCUGUACAGCCCGUACUUUGGUCCUUAUGGAAAGAUCCUCGCACUGACUUCUGGAGAGACGUUGAGGGCGUUGUGUGGCGUGGCUGCUGGCGCGAGCAAAGCUGCUCUUAGUGUACACUUUGCAAAGCACGACAACCUCUCUGAACUCAAUGCCAAAGAGGCCAGCCAGGAGACUGCUGUAGGUCUUAUCGGUCUUCUUGUUGGAACUAUCGUGGUCAAACAUGUCGAAGACCACCAUAGCGUUCUAUUCUUGAUGACCGUUCUCGUCUUUGCCCAUCUGUGGAUGAAUUACCUUGGAGUUCGGGCUGUGUGCAUGGACAACCUGAACCAACAGCGUGCAACCAUCCUGUUCGAAGAGUAUCUCAAGACCGGAAACGUGCUCUCUCCCGAAGAAGUCGCCCAUCGUGAGAAUAUUCUCCUCUGGCGACCCGUCGUCCGAAACCAGCAUGGCCAGAAAAUCGCACGCAUCGAAAUGGCCAAAAGCUACUGGGACGCCAUGGGCGCCAAAGCCCCCAACAGCAACGUCGUCAUUAUCGACGGUGCCCGGAACUCACUCUUUGUCUGGUAUCACUCGAAGCGCAGCUACACACCCAUCAAGAUCAUGCUCUGGCAGGACGCCAGUGCCAUCCACGCCAUCAGUGCCUGGUUCAUGGCCAUGGAGAUGGCCUGGCUUCUGGAGAAGAGCCAGGGCUACACCGACAAGCUGGAUAAGAUCUUCCGCGUAAAGGAAACCGUUGAUGGCUACGAACAGAAGUACGACAAGCGCGAGCUCUGGGAUGAGAUGCUCGCCAAGGGAUGGAAUAUUGAGUCGCAGGCUUUUGAGACAGGUGCGCCUGUUCGUCUGCUCGCUCAGCUGGAGGGGAAGAAGGAUCAGUAGUUAGACUGGAGGUUAUUGGCGUCGAGGCGAGAGGGAAUAAUACCCUGGAACAUGAAAAUGGAUUCAAUGGAGAUUUAUGCUAGUCAUUCAACCCUCUAUGCUUUUUACCCAUAUUGUACAUUUUCCAGAACGCCUUCUAGUGAAUAGCUCAUACAUCAUACAGAUAUCGUACAGCAGUUUCAUCGCUAUGCUAGG
Molecule: messenger RNA, 1760 nt
Organism: Fusarium odoratissimum NRRL 54006
Lineage: Eukaryota; Fungi; Ascomycota; Sordariomycetes; Hypocreales; Nectriaceae
Exons: 2
Coding region: 219-1565 (448 amino acids)
Source: RefSeq, a predicted model, not a curated record